This is a messenger RNA of Lycium barbarum (goji berry), 763 nucleotides long. RefSeq names its product protein LITTLE ZIPPER 4-like. The transcript has 2 exons. Bases 96 to 416 code for a protein of 106 amino acids. The record is from RefSeq and is a predicted model, not a curated record. Lineage: Eukaryota; Viridiplantae; Streptophyta; Magnoliopsida; Solanales; Solanaceae.
AUACUUCUUCCUAGUGAACUGUGCUAUUCUCGUGUGACUCACGUGUUUAUCAAUUAGUGCGUACCAAGUUUACAUGCAUAUUCCUAUAUAAACAUAUGCUUUUUUUUUUUUCCUUCAAACAAAGUCCAGAAAGAUAUAUCCACUCUAAAGAUAUCCUUCAGUGCAAAGCAAGCAGUACAUCAAUGGAAAGAGAGAAUUCAGAGCUGUACCUGCGCAACUGUCAGAUUAUGCGGGAGAAUGAGAGGUUGCGGAGGAAAGCUCAGCGUCUCAAUCAUGAGAAUCAAGCUUUGUUAUCAGAGCUAAGACGGAAGUUAGCAGCUAGAAAUGCCAAGCGGAAACCUGAAUUUGAAAUUGAUAUGGGUUCGAAUUCUGUCACCGAUCAAAUUGAAGCCAGCAAACACCAGGCACUGGAUUGAAAAUAAUAGCUGUUUCUAUCACUUCCUCCAGGCACUUUGUGCAGUUCAAAAUUAUGAGACUUUUCAACUUGGGUUUUACCAAUGUCAUAGCAAUUACCAGGCAAUGUGCCGUCUGAAACUAUUUAUUGUUGCAUUUGCUCCAAAAUAAUGUACUAGUUUAGUAAUCAAAUCAAAGUGCUUAGCUAAAAGGUCUACUACCAACUGUACCCCCAAGAGAAAAAUAAGAAGAAUUAUGCUAUAAGGGGCUGUGAACUAAAAAGCUAGGUCUCUACUUCCCCAAGUAUCAAUCCACAUUCAACUUUCUGUCUAUGCUUGAGAAUGUCUGGUAAAAUGCCUUGAAGUGCUUG